ACCAUAAACUACGCUUUCACUAACCUAAAAAAAAUUCGCAACAACCCCCUGAUUACCUUCUCCUCAAUCAUACCAAUAGCCCUAUUAGAAGGCUCCCUAAAUUCGAAGGAAAUCUUGAAGCAGUGCUCGUGAACGUAUAAAAUUUCCCUCGUCCAUAUUUCUCUUUUGAAAGUGCGCGGUCGCUGACAAUAUUUUCAAAGCCAGAAAACGAUCAAUGUCUUCCAUUACAAACAUGCCACGUUCACCUGAUUGUAUCGAUAUUCCAGUCCACAAUGUCGGACAGCACGAAAGCCACAAGACGUAACGAUAAGAGUGACCUAGUGGCCACCUGGACUGUGCCCCUCUUGGACGGGGUGCACGUCAUCGAGUUCGAACACGGUACCACCAGCGGAAAGAGGGUUAUAAGGGUUGACGGAAAGGAAAUACUUCGAAGAGAAUGGAUGUUCAAAUUGGUUGGGGAAGAAGUCUUCACUUUAGGCGCUCAGAAAGCCAAGUGUGUCCUGAGGGUUGAUCCACUGCCAUUAUUCGCAUUCUCCUAUGGCCUCCUGGUGGAUGGAAAACCGCUCGAAAAAUUCACCGAAAAACAAGAAGCGACAAAUCGAUAUUGGUCAGUCAUCACGGAAGCCGGGACCCAUAAAGUUGUACUAGAAAGGCAUUCCCUCGAUGUUUUUGUUGAUGCCAAACUGAUCGAGACUGAAAAUACAUUCGUAGAGGAAGGUACAGAAAUGAAAUUUGAAAUAAAUGGAGUAUUUGCAGUAAUAAAAGCAUCCUAUACCCAUAAAAGAGAAGGAGUGAUACAUGAACUAUAUGUCAAUGGCCAAAAAGUAGAAGAGGAUAGUGAUAUUGGAUAA
Messenger RNA from Coccinella septempunctata (seven-spotted ladybird), 851 nucleotides. Its product is annotated as fas apoptotic inhibitory molecule 1. Bases 273 to 851 code for a protein of 192 amino acids. Gene Ontology annotation, biological process: canonical NF-kappaB signal transduction; positive regulation of neurogenesis; negative regulation of extrinsic apoptotic signaling pathway via death domain receptors. The transcript has 3 exons. Lineage: Eukaryota; Metazoa; Arthropoda; Insecta; Coleoptera; Coccinellidae. The record is from RefSeq and is a predicted model, not a curated record.